Molecule: messenger RNA, 3745 nt
Organism: Liolophura sinensis
Lineage: Eukaryota; Metazoa; Mollusca; Polyplacophora; Chitonida; Chitonidae
Product: lipase maturation factor 1-like
Exons: 11
Coding region: 230-1636 (468 amino acids)
Biological process (GO): protein maturation
Cellular component (GO): endoplasmic reticulum membrane
Source: RefSeq, a predicted model, not a curated record
UACAAGUGGCAAUGAGAGUAACAGCAAACCUACGCCAAACCCACAUCCAAAACUGUCCACAGGAACUUUCUGGCUCACCCGCAUUGUCCUUUUGCGUUAUCUAGGCUUUAUUUAUUUUGUGGCCUUUCUGGUUGCUUUGCAUCAGAACAAACAGCUUAUUGGAAGAAAUGGGUUGCUGCCUGCUGACAAGUAUUUGGAAGGCAUUGAACACAGAAGUGGGGGAGUAAACAUGAAGAGCUGGAGUUAUGUCCCUUCUCUACUUUGGCUUGUUGACUACAAAUCCAACAUUGACACUUACCUAGAUUACAUAGCUCUGGCUGGAAUGACUCUCUCGGGUCUUGUGAUGGUUAUGGGUGGAGCUAAUUGUGUUGUCAUGGCAGUCCUCUGGAUGCUUUACCAUUCCAUUGUCAAUGUAGGACAAAGAUGGUAUUCCUUUGGAUGGGAAUCCCAGCUUCUGGAGACAGGCUUUCUUGCCAUAUUUCUGUGUCCUGUCUACAGUAUCAACCCUGUUCCCAGGGGCACUCCGGUGUCCCGUGUGGCCAUCUGGGCUUACAGGUGGCUCAUUUUUCGCAUCAUGCUUGGAGCAGGUUUGAUAAAAAUCAGGGGGGAUAAAUGUUGGCGUGACUUGACCUGUAUGAAUUACCAUUAUGAGACUCAGCCAGUUCCCAAUCCACUCAGUUAUUACCUGCAUCAGUCACCUGAAAUCUUCCACAAAUUUGAGACUUUGACGAACCACUUUGUUGAGCUGGUUGCCCCAUUUCUGCUUGUGUUGCCACGGAGAUUCAUGAUUGCCGGUGGAGUAAUUCAGAUUUUAUUUCAGGUAGUCCUGAUUAUCAGCGGUAAUUUAAGCUUCCUCAACUGGUUGACAAUGUUACCGUCCCUGGCCUGCUUUGAUGAUGUCAGCCUGUCCUGGAUGUUCUCUACUAAGAGGGGCUCUGCCCACUGGAGGGUGACAGAGAUACAGAUGGCUCACAAGCUGGGCAAAGCCCCGCCUCUUACACUAGGUAACUAUGUACGACGUGUUUACAACAUUUGCCUUGGUUGUACCCUGGUUUAUCUUAGCCUGCCUGUGGUACAGAACCUUCUCUCCUCCAGACAGGCCAUGAACACCUCUUUUGAUUCACUCAGGAUUGUGAACACCUACGGGGCCUUUGGCAGCAUAACUAAGGAGAGAACGGAGGUGAUAUUCGAGGGCACGUAUAGCUCUGAUCCCUACAGUCCACAGGCUGUGUGGCAGGAGUACCAGUUCAAGUGUAAACCGGGCAAUAUCACCAGACGCCCCUGCAUUAUCUCCCCUUACCAUUACCGCCUUGACUGGCUCAUGUGGUUCGCAGCUUUCCAGAAUUUCCAGUACAACCCAUGGCUGGUACAUCUCGCUGUUAAACUUUUAGCCAAUGAACCCACAGCAACCUCCCUGAUCGACUACAACCCUUUUCAAGGAAAACCUCCACCAAAGUUUAUACGUGCAGAGCACUACCAGUAUAGGUACACUCGUAUUGGCAGCAAGGCAGCUACCAAAGGCCAGUGGUGGAGGAGAAAACGCAUUGGCAACUACCUACCGCCAGUCUCCCUCCAGUCAGCUCAACCCAUUGUGAAACAGAUGGGCUGGAAACUGCCAGAGAUACAGGACAGUUGAGGAGAUGUCUCAAGUCAACCAUAGACAACCAGGGAUUUCAACUUAUCUAAGGGUGUCAGCAGUGAGUGUGUUACUGGGUCUUAUACAGGGGAUUGUCUUUAUUGUACUCAGACAAGAUUAGGCCUGAAAUAAACGACAAACUACAGUAUACAUCAGUCAUUGUUUUCAGACAAGCAAGGUUAGGCCUGAAAUAAACAAACUACUGCAUACAUCAGUCAUUGUUCACAGACAAGCGAGAUUAGGCCUGAAAUAAACAAACUACUGCAUACAUCAGUCAUUGUUUUCAGACAAGCAAGGUUAGGCCUGAAAUAAACAACAAACUACACUGUGCAUCACUCAUUCUGUACAGACAAGCAAAAUUAGGCCUGAAAUAAGCAACAGACUACAGUGUACAUCAGUCUUUGGCCUGAAAUAAACAACAAACUACAGUGUGCAUCACUCAUUCUGUACAGACAAGCGAAAUUAAGCCUAAAAUAAGCAACAAACUACUGUACGCAAUGUACAUCAGUUAUUGUUCUCAUACAAGUGAGAUUAGGCCUGAAAUAAGUUACUGUAUAUGUCACGCAGACCAGUUCAGCUGGCUGUGCCUUUGUUGGCAGGAAACUAGCCUGAAUUCCACAAAGAACAUUGCACAUGUCAAACUGACCCUCAGCGGUUAUGUUUCUUUUGCUAUUUUUUGGUAUUAGCCCAGUACCAAAGCAAGUCUGAGGCCAGCUUGUUGUGACACUCGGUAGAGUCUUAGUAAAUAAUUGUGGCCGUUGGUAAUCUUUUGGCCAUAUUAUUAGGGGUUGUUACUGCUAAAAUUUGGUUCCUAAUGUUUUACAAGUUAUUCAUACUGUUACUGAGGUUUAUCUUGACAGACCACAGAGGUUCAGUGACAUUUGAUAACAGGAUAGGUUUAACAGGCUGUCGAAGUGAGAACAAAGGAUGGGUAACUUAACAUUUUGCAGAGCGUAAAACUGUGACCAACUGUUUUAUGAUUAAGUUAGAGGCUUGCAUGCUGUGUAUGUACAUACACAAGGUCAUGGCUGUUUUUGUGUCUGUUUUAGCCUCUAAACAGAAAAUGAUUGACACCAUAUAGUAUAGUCUUGAUUGACACUAUGUUGUAUUGUCUGGAUUGACACUAUAUUGUAUUGUCUGGAUUGACACCGUAUGGUAUGGCCUGGAUUGACACCGUAUGGUAUGGUCUGGAUUGACACCCUAUGGUAUAAUCUGGAUUGACAUGGUAUGGUAUUUUCUGGAUUGACACCGUAUGGUAUAGUCUGGAUUGACACCAUAUGGCAUAGUCUGGAUUGACACCCCUAUGGUAUAGUCUGGAUUGGCACAGUAUGGUAUAGUCUGGAUUGACACCGUAUUGUAUGGUAUAGCUUUGGUGGAUUACAUUGCGCUGUGUGUUGUUCUUUGCCCUCUGACAGGUAAUUUAGGUCGCACUGUAUUCACCGCUCACCUGUACUUAGGUGGAAAUAUGUGGUUGGCAACACUCAGAGCUGUUUAGAUGAUAUAACUGAGAGUUAGUCUGCUACAUGCCAGUGUGAUGGGGAUGUUCCCAGGAACUCAAUCACUUCAGACCAUGAUACUGACUGCUGUUUAAGUAAUAAACACUGUUUUAAAAGUAUUGCACCGCUGAUGGAAUAGCUUGAGGCAUGCAUUUUCAGUUACAUGUAUGUGUGCCUAGCUUCUUGUAUACCUGCCUUUGGGUGUAAAAUUGUUUCUCGAAACAUUUAUUGUGUUCAUAAUCUGGUGGUAAUUUUUUUUAUAAAAUAUGAUUUUAAGGAUAUCUUAUGUCAAUAUUGGCAUGUGUUCUGGCUCAAAAUUGUAGCUUUUUAUUAAAUGCAACCUGUGACAAAUAUCAUUGUGCAUUCAAAAGAGAAUCUACUCAUUUUAACAGAAUAUCUGAGUGAAGCUGGAAUGUAUUCUGUUAUAUAGUGUGUUAAUACUUUAAUAAAUCUUUAUGUUCGGUCAGUAGAAUGUGUGUGUUAAAUAUAUAUUCUGGCAUCAUUUAAACAACAUACUUUCUGUUAAAUUUGACAGAUUAUUUUUUGAGAGUAACUUGAGAACCUAUACUGUAAAACAGGCAUCAGACAUAUACAAAUAAAUUAUUUUUUACAU